This is a messenger RNA of Aspergillus puulaauensis, 219 nucleotides long. RefSeq lists its product as uncharacterized. The transcript has a single exon. Lineage: Eukaryota; Fungi; Ascomycota; Eurotiomycetes; Eurotiales; Aspergillaceae. The record is from RefSeq and is a predicted model, not a curated record. The coding region runs from base 1 to 219 and encodes 72 amino acids.
AUGAAGUCCGCAUCCGAGGUUCCUGGAUGGGGGGUAUCAGGGGGCAAGAUCCUGGAUGACCCCACCCGUUACGACUUUGACGACGAUGGCAGCGACUCCUGGCACCAGGUUUUGAUUCGCGUGCCGGGGAUCACGGAUUGCAGUGGCGUUUGGGGCGAGGACGGCGGCAGUAGCAUACGGUACCGCAGUGGGCCGGACGAUGAGGAGAUGAUAGCGUAG